GGAGGUAUAGCUUGCUGGAGUGCAAUUUCUCUAAUCUACCAGAAGGUGGCACUCACAAGUCUUGGUGCCAGGUCAGCCUGAGACUUCCCUUCCCUGGGCUGUGAGCCCAGCAUAAGACCACUGAGCCUGAGCCGAGAAGCUCACUGCAGAGGGGUCCUCAGUACCCUGAGUCUGACUUCAUGCCUGGCAACUCGCACAGGGCUGGGAGAAUUCAGGGAGUCUUCCAGCGCUGAAAUGCUGUGACCAAGAGAGGCAGGAGCAUUCACAUUCCAGGUAUGUGAGCUCUGCCAUCCACCCUGCAGCCCUGGAACCCCCUAAACCUGAGCUUAAUUAUGACCUGGGAAGAGGAUGGAAGACACUGAUUCCUUUGGAGCAUGUGGGGAGCUAAAGCUGGUCACCAGAGCAGAGGCUGCCACACUUCCUUCCUGGCUCCUGAUGACCUCCUGGGGAAGAUGCCAGUCUCCAGAGAAAGGCUCAGUGGCCCUCCCCCGGGCGGCGGUGCCCCCUGGCACCUUCGAAAUGUCCUCGGCGACUCAGUGGAGAGCUCAGAUGAUGAAUUCUUUGAUGCUAGAGAGGAGAUGGCUGAAGGGAAGAAUGCCAUCCUCAUUGGGAUGAGCCAGUGGAAUUCAAAUGACCUGGUGGAGCAGAUCGAGACUAUGGGGAAACUGGAGGAGCAUCAAGGAGAAGGGACUGCACCCUGCACAUCCAGCAUCCUCCAGGAGAAGCAGCGAGAACUGUAUCGGGUUUCCUUGAGAAGACAGAGGUUCCCAGCCCAGGGAAGCAUCGAGAUUCACGAUGACAGUGAGGAAGGCUGUCCGCAGCGCUCCUGCAAGACGCACGUCCUCCUGCUUGUGCUGCACGGGGGGAACAUCUUGGACACAGGCUCGGGGGACCCAUCGUGCAAGGUGGCCGACAUCCACACCUUUAGCUCCGUGCUGGAGAAGGUCACUCGUGCCCAUUUCCCCGCUGCACUGGGCCACAUCCUCAUCAAGUUCGUCCCCUGUCCUGCCAUCUGCUCUGAGGCUUUCUCCCUCGUCUCUCACCUGAACCCCUACAGCCAUGACGAGGGCUGCCUCAGCAACAGCCAGGACCACGUCCCUCUAGCUGCCCUGCCCCUGUUGGCCAUCUCCUCCCCGCAGUACCAGGAUGCUGUCACCACCGUCAUUGAGCGUACCAACCAGGUCUAUGGAGAGUUCCUCAAGUCUCCGGAUGGGAUUGGCUUCAGUGGGCAGGUGUGUCUCAUCGGGGACUGUGUGGGGGGCCUCCUGGCCUUCGAUGCCAUCUGCUACAGCGCGGGUCCCUCGGGUGACAGCCCUGGCAGCAGCAGCCGGAAGGGAAGCAUCAGCAGCACCCAGGACACCCCUCUCGUGGUGGAGGAAGAUUGCAGUCUGGCCAGCAGCAAGCGUCUCAGCAAAAGCAACAUAGACAUCUCCAGCGUGUUGGAGGAUGAGGAGCCCAAGAGGCUGUUGCCACGGAAACAGAGUGACUCCUCCACCUAUGACUGCGAGGCCAUCACCCAGCAUCAUGCCUUCCUGUCGAGCAUCCACUCGAAUGUGCUGAAGGACGAGGCUGAGCUCCCCGUGGCUGGGGGACCCCAGCUCCCCGAAGUCAGCCUGGGGCGCUUUGACUUCGAUGUGUCCGACUUCUUCCUCUUCGGCUCGCCCCUGGGUCUGGUCCUGGCCAUGCGGAGGACGGUGCUGCCUGGGCUGGACGGUUUCCAGGUGCGCCCUGCCUGCAGCCAGGUGUACAGUUUCUUCCACUGUGCAGACCCUUCCGCCUCAAGACUUGAGCCGCUGCUGGAGCCCAAGUUCCACCUGGUGCCGCCUGUCAGCGUGCCGCGCUACCAGAGGUUCCCACUGGGUGACGGACAGUCCCUCCUCCUCGCGGAUGCCCUGCACACCAACAGCUCUCUCUUCCUGGAGGGCAGCUCCUGGGGCAGCCCACCCCUUCUGGAUGCCCCCGCCUCACCCCCCCGUGCCCCGAGGACCCAGCAGCCUGGGCGGAGGCUGAGUGAGGGCAGCUCCCACAGCGAGAGCUCCGGGUCCUCGGACAGCCUGGCACCUGUGGGUGCCUCCCGCAUCACAGCCAAGUGGUGGGGUGCCAAGCGGAUCGACUAUGCCCUGCACUGCCCUGAUGUCCUCACAGCCUUCCCCACUGCAGCCCUGCCCCACCUCUUCCAUGCCAGCUACUGGGAGUCCACGGACGUGGUCGCCUUCAUCCUGAGACAGGUGAUGCGCUAUGAGAGUGUGAGUGUCAAGGAGAGCACUGGCUUGGAUCCUGCUGCGCUGAGUCCGGAGAACCCCCGGGAGAAGUGGCUUCGUAAGAGGACGCAGGUCAAGCUGCGGAAUGUCACUGCUAACCACCGGGCCAACGAUGUGAUUGCUGCCGAAGACGGCCCCCAGGUCCUGGUGGGGCGGUUCAUGUAUGGACCUCUCGACAUGGUUGCUCUGACUGGAGAGAAGGUGGACAUCCUGGUGAUGGCUGAGCCAUCCUCAGGCCGCUGGGUGCACCUGGACACGGAGAUCACCAACAGCAGUGGCCGAAUCACAUAUAGUGUGCCACGGCCCCGGCGCCUGGGAGUUGGCGUCUACCCUGUGAAGAUGGUCGUCAGGGGCGACCAGACCUGUGCGAUGAGCUACCUCACGGUGCUGCCCCGGGGCAUGGAGUGUGUCGUGUUCAGCAUUGAUGGGUCCUUCGCGGCCAGCGUGUCUAUCAUGGGCAGUGACCCCAAGGUUCGGCCGGGUGCAGUGGAUGUUGUCCGGCACUGGCAGGACCUGGGCUACAUGAUCCUCUACAUCACGGGGCGGCCGGACAUGCAGAAGCAGCGGGUGGUGUCGUGGCUCUCCCAGCACAACUUCCCACAGGGCAUGAUCUUCUUCUCGGAUGGGCUGGUGCACGACCCGCUGCGGCAGAAGGCCAUCUUCCUCCGCAACCUGGUGCAGGAGUGCUUCAUCAAAAUCAGUGCAGCCUAUGGCUCCACAAAGGACAUCUCUGUCUACAGCGUGCUAGGCCUGCCACCCUCCCAGAUCUUCAUUGUGGGCCGGCCCACCAAGAAGUACCAAAACCAGUGCCAGUUCCUGAGCGAAGGCUACGCCGCGCACCUGGCGGCGCUGGAGGCCAGCCACCGCUCGCGCCCGAAGAAGAACAACCCGCGCCUGAUCCUGCGCAAGGGCAGCUUCGGCCUGCACGCGCAGCCCGAGUUCCUGCGGAAGCGCAGCCACCUGCGCAGGACCCUGUCGGUGCAGCAGCCCGACCCGCCCGCCGCCAACCCCAAGCCCGAGCGAGCGCAGAGCCAGCCCGAGUCCGACAAGGACCACGAGCGGCCCCUGUCGGCGCUCAGCUGGGUGCGGGGGCCCCCCAAGUUCGAGUCGGUGCCCUGAGAGGCGAGGCGUAUUCAGGUCGGGGGGGCGCACCAGGCUGCCUUGAGGGGGCUGUCUGCGGGAACGGGGAGGAGCUGCCUUCUCCCCGACGCAGGCGUUUUCCUGCUUUUUCCCUCCCGUGUCUGUCCAGCAGUAUCCGACCAGAGGGGUGGGGGGCACCCUGCCCAGCCUUGGGGUUCUCCCUGGGCUGCCUGGGGACGAGAUCUGAGGGUCUCAGUGCAGCCUCUGCUGCCUCCCCCAUGCCUAUGACAGCAAGGCCAGGUCAGGGCUGAGUGUUGGAGAAUCCUGGGGGAAAGGCCUGCCCAGAACUGCGGUGUUUGGGCAAGGUCGACCGUCUUUGAGUUCCAGAGGCUGCAGCAGGGAUGCCAAGGCAGGCCCUGAAAGGAGAAGCCUCCAGAUCCAUGAUCAGCAGCCGUUUGCAGGCACAGCUUCUGGGCUGUCUUGUGUGAGGGGCGAGUGGCAUUUGUGCCCACCCUCCUUGUGGCAUUCUGGGAUACCAGUGUGGGUCUGGCUCUCUUAUAGCAAAGUGACCACUUUCUGGGAGUGAGAGGACACCCCUGGGGUGCCUCCUCGUGGUCACAUGUCUCUGUCCACGGCCCUGGGGCCCCUGGUGCUGAUGGACUGUCCUGCUGUCCACUGUCUGCCCUUCUUGCCCUCAGUGUCCUCACCAUCUCCCCAUGGCCCCCGAGGACAGACUCUUCCUGGAGUCUUGCCUGGUGCCCUCCCUGGGAGGCUGCAGCUGGGGCUGUGGCCCAGCUGGGCUGGCUGUGAGCUUCCAGCCAUUGCUCACUCUCUUAGGCCUGCCCCUCCUUCUGUAACUGGAGGGGCUUCCCCAGCUGAAAUGGGUGGGAGAUUUUUGAUUCCUAGACCCCACUGUCUUGCACUUCUGCCCCCUGAGGCUCUUCAGGCCUCAGGGUCCCUUGGGGUGUCCAGUGAUCCACAUUUUUGACACAGCCUGAGAGAGGAGUCUUGGGUGGGCCAGGAGGGAGGUGCUGUUGUCCCACCACCUUAAAGGGAUACUUCCUCCCUGGAGAGUUGACAGUGGGAUAGUGGGUGUGCCUGGCACUGAUGUCUGAACUGGGUGUCCCAGAAACAGAAACACCCCCAAAGGGUACUGAGACACCCCCAAAGUGUAAUGAUAUGGCCCCCCCUCCCAGCUCGGCUCAAAAUGACUUCUCCUGUACGGCCCCUGGAAGGCAUAGAGCCGAGACCCUGGGGUUCUGAGGGUUCAUGAUAUUUUGGCUCAAAUUAUUGUAUUCUCUUCCCUUCCUCCUGUCACUCAGCUUGGUUUGUGCCAUUGACCUCCUCCUGGGUUGUCCCCUGAGGUCUGCUAGGCCCUGCUCUCCUAGGUCCCUCGAGGCCUGCCCUGGCCUUUCUGCUGCUGAGCCCCUGGUGGCCUCUGCAUCUCUCCCCUGCUCCCUGGCCCAGGCCCAUAUCCUGCCAUGUGGAGCUGCUCAGGGUUGCCUUAGAGCCCCCGUGGGCUCUCAUUGAGGCUUGCCCCAGCUCUGCCAGCCAGGGCACCCUGUCGGGAGCUGGGCACUCCGGGGCCCAGAUGUCUGUACUCACAGGAGGCACCUGUGUUAGCUCAGUGUUGCUUCUGCUCAAUGUCUACCUCUUGCAGCUCCCAUGCAGCCAACGUCCUCUGUGGCACCGGCUGCUGGUUGUGGGUGCCCUGUUGGGCCUGGAGGGGUCUGGGCUCCCAGCCCCAACCCUGCUCUCACCACUAGAAAUGUGUCUUUUGUAGUCUGCCAGCUCCUGUCACAUUUGCCCAAGCUGUCUGCCAGCAAUUCUGCUCCACUUCCAGCACCACAUCCUAGAUCUGAGCCCAGAGCUGCUGGUGGGUUUGCUUAGGAGGGGCGCUGUCAGCCCCAGCCUUUCUCUCUGGUUCUGCCUCCUGGUGGCUUGCACGUGCCCACCCCCUCUUUAAUGUGUCAUAGUUCUUGGUGCUCCAUAAGGCACCAGCUCGUAUGGCAUAGCCACCUCAACCCUAAUCCUCCCUGCCUUCCAGAUAUACUCUGUGUUGAAUUUGGGCAGACUUAAUCUGAUUCUCUGAAGUUCCAGCAUCUCCUUUUGGCAGAAGCCGCUGAUGUAGUACUCUCAAAUGAUGAUGGACGUGAGAUACUUUGUCCCCAGUUAAACUUCCACUCCCCUGAGAACCCCAGGAGGGGAGCAAGUGAUUGUGCCUGUGUCUGAAGAAUUUGGAGUCGAGUGAGCAGGGUUCCGUGGUUCCGGGGGGUGGGAGCUGGGAUGCAGGACAUGGCAGGAGGGCCACCACCCCUUCCUUGCCAGGGCCCCCAUUUGUGGCUCUGACAAUUCCACAUUGGAGAUGCUGAUGGUGGCCAGUGAGCCGUUGUGAACACAACCCCCUCAGAGCUGUAGCUGGUGUGUGGGAAUGUGUGUGUGCGUUUCUGUAUAGUAAUGAAACUCAGACAACUUACGUAUCUGUACUGCUUUCAUGGCAACUAUGUAACCAAUAUGCACUUUCUAUCCUAGUGGUUUGUUCAGUUUUGUUGUCCAGUUAAGUUGGAGAAAAAAGAAGCAAGUCGUGUUGUUCUCUGGAGGGGGUGCUAUUGCCUCUCCCUGAGUAGUUCUGUGAACCCCAAUCCGACUGUUUUUCUAGAGAAUCCUUCCAGCUCCUGGUGUGCCUGCUCUCCAGCAGCUGGAAAACAGCUUCCCGCCUGACCAAAGCUCCUUGUUUCUUGUGUGGCAUGUUUGUUCUCCCUGCUCUGGCAGGCUGCCUCCCUCUCACCGUUUGCCCUGUUGGGGGUUCAGGGUGUGUUCUUAGCCAGGGCCUGCUCCUCUGGCACCACAGCAUUUUUCUAAAGAGCCCGACUUCUCCCUUAGGCUCUGCAAAAUAUCAAAAACAAAAAACAAAAAACAAAAAACCCACAUAGACUCCUUUCAUGCAUUUGGAUGACUUGCCCCCUCUGGGUAAUGAGCCUCAGAAAACAAAUCUGUUUGAACCUCAGUAAUCCAGAGCCUUCUGGGCAUGGACUUUCAGAGGGGAGGCUGGACUGAAUGGUUUCUCUGGAGUCCACAGGCCCAUGCCCAGGAAGUGACCUGCAGGCAAAGAGAGGCACCAAUUUUCACCUGGAAGCCAGACCCUGAGGCAGAUAGAAAUCGGUCCAGAGGUGGCACUGGUUUUCCAUCAACAGUAGCCCAUCCAGCUAAGGUGCAGGAGAGGACUACUAAAGCAGGCUGAGCCUCUGCAGCUGACCCCGCCUUAAGCAACCAACUUUCCCGCCGGAUCCUGGGGGUUUGGGUGCCAAGUGCUCUAGAAACCUAUUAUCUUUGGCUCAGCCAAAAGAAAUAUCCCUUCUUUUCCUUGCCUUCUGGAGCUUGGGAAAACUUUCUUAAAUCCAAGCAGUGAGGCCUGGUCCAGGCUCUGUUCUUGCUGAGAAACAAGCAGGGCAGUUGGGAGGAAAGUCAGUUUGACUUCACCCUCUUUGGGAUAAAGAGAUGCAGGUGACACCAAGGAGGGGCAGGGCAGAGGAGGGCAGCUUGCUCCCGGGACCCCCACCCUCGGACUCUGCUGUCCUUUUGUAUUUGUUUAAUUGGUGGUAGCAGCCAGCCCGGCCUUGUCUGUGGUCUGACCGUUCCUAAGCGUGUAACUCAGUAUCGUCUGUGGUAGGCUGGUUCUGUGGCGAAAAAGGUUUAUUCUAUUCCUUAUGGAUGCCUUGUACAAAAUCCGUUAGAAAAGAAAAUGUAAAAUAUCAGAUUUCUAACAAGACAAAAAAACAAAACAAAACACUAUGUAGUUAAAAGAUUUUUACAACUGGUCUUGAUUUUGAUGUGAGCUGGUUUUUAACUCUCAAGCAUUGUCACUUAAAUAAAAAACCUGAUUUGCCU
Choloepus didactylus (southern two-toed sloth) is the source of this 7229-nucleotide messenger RNA. RefSeq names its product PITPNM family member 3 (gene PITPNM3). The transcript is spliced from 21 exons. NCBI's taxonomy places the organism in Eukaryota, Metazoa, Chordata, Mammalia, Pilosa, Megalonychidae. Gene Ontology annotation, molecular function: metal ion binding; phosphatidylinositol binding; phosphatidylinositol transfer activity. Gene Ontology annotation, cellular component: cytoplasm. Bases 375 to 3380 code for a protein of 1001 amino acids. Gene Ontology annotation, biological process: phospholipid transport. The record is from RefSeq and is a predicted model, not a curated record.